UUUCAUGCUUUUCCUCAUUCAACCAAAUUAAUCAUGUUUCAUUAAUAUAAAAAAAAGGUGUGUACACAACAUGUUUAGGCAUAGAACAAAUCAAUCAAUCCCCCUUGUUCUUUUACACUACCGAGAAAAACACGCCGGACGCACGCUACUUGUGGGUCCCAGCAACCCUCGUGCUUAGAACGAGGUCUCCCGCUUUUCUUGUUUCCUUUUGAUUUCUCUACUGCCAUUGCUGCAUUUGCUGCAUAAAUAAUGCUGGUGGAUGUUACCAUGCUGUCCAAUCCGUCAAGGGUUUGAGAGCUUCAGAGGUCGAGUAAGUACAUUCUGAAGUAUGGAUUAGAUGUGCCAGCUAGGAUUUCAACGAUCCAGAACUGGUAGAUUUUUACUCAUCACGUUCUCUUCAGAGUUAGCUGGAUAGCCUUUCCCAUGUGCCUAGCUGGAUUCUGUCACUCUUGAGUCUUGACUUGUCUCCUUGAGUCCUUCCUUCAUGGCACGCACGCGUACAUUACAUGCACGCACGCACGCACCAAAUCAUCUUAUAUGCAAAAUUCACUUCAGGUGCGGACCGGCCCUCUCUUUCCACCUAGUAUCUCUAGCAUCUAUCUCUCUAUACCUCUUCCGAGAAGCGUGAAUCUGUUGUCCUCUUUUAAUCUUUUUUCAACCCUCAGAUAUCUUUCUUGCUUUCUUCUUCAACUAGUCUGGAGGUGCUCUUACUUACUUGGUUCAUAUUGAUACAAUUGUUCACCGAAUACCUACCUCGACGUAUCCUGUUGGUCCCAAUCUCCAACUCUCUCUAUCCCUCCAGCUCUCCGGCUCUUUUUGAGACCCUCACUAUUCGCUAGCUCGAAUCAUUUUGCCAGCAUCUAGUGCCUAGCACCCGUCCAUCGCCCAACACCUAUCACCUAUCACCUACCCAGCACCCAGCACCCAGCACCCAGCACCUAGCACCUAGCCAAAACCCACUCAAACAAAACACACCCUAAACCUUUCUUCCUCGAGCGAUUCCUCCACUUCAAUCCCUUGAACGGAGUAAAAAAAGGUAAAGAGAGAGAGCAGGAGAGAGCGAGAAGAAACGAGACCCGGCCAGGCCAAAAUAGAUAAAAUAAACAGUACAAGCGUGGAUAAUCGCAAAUUCAAGACAGAUGUGUCAAGGUUCCUCCACUAUCCUAUUGCGGAAUUAGAGAGAGAAAAAAACCUUAGAUGGCUCUCUCGCCUUCUAUUUCACCCCACACCACUGCGACUACCACCACCACUACCACGAGAAAUACCACUUCCACUUCCACCUCCACCAUCUCUAAAACUCCCAAUUCCUCUUUCCAACCCGGAUCUCAUUCAAACUCAAACUCAAAUUCGGUUUCGGUUUCGAAUGUGAUUGACACAAGUAAUAUUCAAGACCGUAUUGUGCCGUCCUCUCUUACCCAUAAAUCCAAUCCUACACAUAUCUCAACUACAUCCACACUCACACUCACACCCACACCCACACCCACUUCCACCACUUCCACUUCCACUUCCACCACCACCACCACAUCAUCUGCCUCAGCCUCAAGUUCACUACCACCACUUUCGGAUAGAUCCAUUCGAGAAGGCGAAUCCAGUCAAAGUUUUACGAGAGAUUCCUCAAAUUUCUUAUCUUCAGUAAAAUUGUCGUCGGUUCGACCUCUGACUUUUGAUUCAAAAUCUUCGUUGAUACCUCGCGAAUCGAGUUCAAAGGAACUGAUACCUCGCACGUCUAAUAAUACUACAUCUCAUAAGCAAAAUCGUCAAUCGACUAGCUCUUUGAGACAAAACCGAACUGGCUUGUUCACCUUAGCUGUAUUGGCAAGAGAUAAAACUAGCAACGCAAUUGCAAGUUUGGCUGAGCCCGCGUUACGUUCACGUCCGUCAUCGGGCAAUACUUUAGAUUCACUUCCAGAUCAAAACACUCCUUUGAAUAGUAUUAAAGAUAGGUCCAAGUCGGCAGGAGUUUUAGGAAACCAUAUACAUCACACAGACUUAUCUUCCUCGCCCUGCGAAAACUCGACAUCGACUGCAGCAAACACAAUUUCAGAGGAGACACCUCCCUCCCAUUUCCUGGGUCGUCGCCAGUCGUUACUUGGUACCAACCCUCCCUCGCAGGCGUACUCGAAUACUGCUGCAGAUACCCCACCACCGUUGAUCCACUCAAAUCACAGGACGACAAAUACCAGCAAGAUGCAUCAAACAUCGUCGCGCUUGUUGCGCAUGACGAGCGAUGACAGGCCAUUCACAAGAGAUUUCAAAGAUUUAUUCGCAACGUUGGUAGUCAGUUUACCACUGGCAACGCACCGCAUACGAUUAACUAGAGUGGAACAUUCGUUUCUUUCAGAAGAGGCUAUCAAUAAUUUGGGCUCUUUAAAAUUCUCACAAUCGAAUCGUAUGCCAGAUCCAAAAGACCCUUCACGUAUUGUCACCACCACCACGACAACAACAUUCUCUAUGGCGCGGGAAAUGGCCCGAUCAGUAUGUCAACGUUUCCUAGAUGCACGAUUUAUCGAAUCUGCGGACGGAAAGCAGGCAAAGGAUUUCACAAUCAAGGGUUCCAUAUGGCAGUUGACACCAAAAGGUAUUCAUGUUUUGGAAAGAUUUUGCUCGAAGAAUGGAAUACAACAGAGACAUGUCGCAGAACUUGUCGCAUCCCCAAGAAACACAAUGCAAUUGGUUAUUCUAGAAAGAGAUUCUGCUACGGACAAACUUUCCUCGGAUCGAAGCACAAUUGAGGUUAUUUUCCGCAGGUUUGUUGGUCAAAAUGGACCGAAUAUCAAGACCAGCACCACAUCAGCUGAUUCGGAUUCUUUGAGCGAGUACAAGGAUGGAAUUGCUGGUGUAAGAAUGGCAGGAGAGCGUAAGGUUGGAUCGCCACCCAGAACUGUUUAUCAAACAUUUACUGGAAAGGCCGCUUGUGACUGGCUAAUGGAUUGUUGUACUACGGUGGACAGACGGGAAACCACAGAAGUUGCGUCGCUAUUUUUGGAGCAGGAACUAAUCUGGUGCGUUCAGCCCGACAGGCAAUACCAGCAACAACUCCCUCCUUCAGAUGAUAAGAAGGAUUUCCGAUUCCAGCCUACAAAGUAUGCCUACUAUCAAUUAUCACAAAAAGGCAAGGAUGUGAUCAAUAUGACUUCGAGAGAUCGUACUUCAGAGAGCGAAGGAAGUUCAGCAGCAGUAAGAGCUGGCGUAUCCCGAGAUUCGAAUACUCAAAAGUUGGACAAAAUUCUUAAUGAUGCCGCACUUCGUUUACUUUUCCGCGAAAACCUUCGGGAUACUCAUUGUGAGGAGAACUUGUCUUUCUAUCUAGAUGUCGAGGAAUUCUUAAAGUCAUGCAAGGCAGCCGUAAGAAAUGUAGACCCAACCAGGGGUAAAUCAGGAGGAAGUCUAGAUUCCGUCAAGGAAACUAUGGCAUCAGCCUAUGGUAUUUACAAUGCAUUCUUAGCUCCAGGCUCACCUUGCGAACUUAAUAUCGAUCAUAUGCUCAGGAAUCAAUUGGCUACUAGAAUGACCAAGGCUGUGGGACAAGAUGCUGCUAUGGUGGAGAGUUUGAAGGAAGUCACAAAGUUAUUUGAAGAGGCUCAAUUAUCUGUCUUCAAGUUGAUGGCUAGUGACUCCGUGCCAAAAUUCAUGAAGAGCUCAAAAUAUGAACAAACUCUCAAGAAUUACGAUUUCGAUUCGAUAUCUCCAAAUGGACAUCGGUACAACUUACCUGAACGAUCUGCUAGUCAAUCUAACAAAUAGUAUCUGGAUGACUGUCAAUUGGCUCCACGAGAAACCCCCUUUAAAAUACCUCUCACCACUUCAUCGAUCUUGGGAACCAGUUGUAUUAUUACUUCGAGAGCAGGUAUUUAGUCCUUGACAGAGGCUUUGAAACGAUCAUUUGUCUUUUAGCGAUUGCAUAGAUUCCCCUCAAUAUUACUUUUGGACCUGAAUAUGUCCCAGCGGAAGGAUCAAUUGGAGAUGACGAAAAUGAGAUAUCCUUUUCGAGACCAGGAGAAUGCAGUAUCACAUACUGUAUGAAUGAACAUCGAACCAAGAAGUCUCACCCGGAAAUGAAUGCAUUUAAUGGAGCAUCGAGAAGCUUUGGGGGGACUGGCCAUCAUUUUGAUGUCAUGGUCUUUAUUUUUCUAUUACAUUUUUUUGCGCCGUUUUUUACUUGAUUUUUUCGUCUUUCGAUGAGCGGCUUUUCAGCAUUGCAUUGCAAAGCAUAAUCGACGAAUGAGAUACGUGUACAUAGCAUUUCUGGCGUUGGGGUUAUAGUUAGUCCUCUUUUAUUGUGGGAGGGACGAAUAAAUUCAUUGGGUGGGGUGUUGCUAUACACAUAUAGAUGGGGUGGGUGGGAGAGAAAUGGAUGGAUGGAUGGAAGGAAAGACUUUUCGUCUUUAUUUUUUCUUUUC
Botrytis porri is the source of this 4400-nucleotide messenger RNA. RefSeq lists its product as uncharacterized. The transcript has 7 exons. The coding region runs from base 1198 to 3744 and encodes 848 amino acids. The record is from RefSeq and is a predicted model, not a curated record. Gene Ontology annotation, biological process: intracellular signal transduction. NCBI's taxonomy places the organism in Eukaryota, Fungi, Ascomycota, Leotiomycetes, Helotiales, Sclerotiniaceae.